Messenger RNA from Mercenaria mercenaria, 6650 nucleotides. RefSeq names its product ankyrin repeat domain-containing protein 24-like. The transcript has 22 exons. The record is from RefSeq and is a predicted model, not a curated record. Gene Ontology annotation, molecular function: actin binding. Bases 276 to 3443 code for a protein of 1055 amino acids. Lineage: Eukaryota; Metazoa; Mollusca; Bivalvia; Venerida; Veneridae.
UUUGCUAUUUUAAGAUAACUGUUUUAACAGCAGAAUAAAUUUUUAAUAAGAAAGGGAAAUAAUUUCUUUUUAGUGACUAUGAAUUAUUUCUGAGGAAAUUUUAACUAGAACUUUGUUCCUGUGGCAAGCAUUUAUUAAUACAGAUAACUUUUCGAGUGGUUAUCCCACAUUAUGAGACAGUUCUUCAAGCUCGCAUGAUGUAGAAAGAAAGAAAAAAUCAGGGGAGGUAACUUUGUAGAUAACACAAUGAAAGGGAGAUAAUCUAAACUUGAACGAUGUCAAAGAAGGAGCAUAAGCAGUCCAAGAUGAAAAGCCUUUUUAAAGGUUUCAGGAAAAGCACUACUGAUUUGUCUGAGUGGAGCAAGAAUGAUGAGAAGUUGAUGAAGGCAGUGGAGAACAAUGACAUUGCUAAAGCUGAUGAACUUCUUAAAAAGAAAAGUCUCAAUCCCACAAAGCUUGGACCUAAAGGCUUAUCAGUGUUCCAUGUUGCUUGCAGUCUUGGCUAUCUAGAUUUGAUUACGUUACUUAUUUCGCAUGGAGCUGAAGUAAAUGUUCUUUCAAUACAAGGUAAUACCUCUGUUCAGCUUGCAGCUAGAGACGGUCAUCCAAGAAUAUUGGAAAAACUUAUAGAGGCAGGAGGAGUGAUAGACCACAAAGAUGGACUUUCCCUGACAGCGCUUCAUCAUGCAUGUGUACGAGGAAAGAUCAGUUGUGUUCAGGUGUUGCUCAAACAUGGUGCUGACCCAAACAGUAGAGAUAAAACUGGGAAACCACCAUUGUUUUAUGCAGCAUUUUCGGAAGAUUUACCAAUAUGUAAAGAGCUGGUGGAUAAAGGGGCAAAUGUCAAUGCUCAUGAUGAACAACAGCUAACUGCCUUGAUGGCUGCAGCCAAGAAAGGCAGUAAGGAGAUUUGUGAGUUUCUUUUGAAGAAAGGGGCAAACCCAAAGUUCUGUGACAAGGCAGGUCAUGAUGCUCUGUCAUAUGGACUGGACUCAGGAUUUGAUAAUUUACGUGAUGUGUUCAGCCGGGCACCAACUCAGGCCCAAUGGUCAGUGAAUCAACAAGAUACGGGUACCAGCAAUCUUGCUGAGAAGACAAAAGCAGAUGUUGCAGAAGCAGCUGCAGCCCCUCCUGUCCCACAGGUUGUCAUGGAAACAGAGAUGGUAGAAGAGCCUCAUAAUAAGGAGAACAUGGUAGCUAAAUUUGUUAUGGAGUCCACUCCUGAGCGGGUCCACCGAGUGCCAGAACCUUCAAAGGAAAGUGACGAGGUAACCCAAAUUCUUGCUGUUAAGAAACGGAAGGAGGAGUUAGAUGAGGAGACAUUAGCACUGCGUGCGGCCUCACCACCGAAAUCUGUCAUUGAUCAGCGUACACUAGAAGCUUAUAAGGCUAAAAGACAAAUGGAACUCGAGGAAGAAAAUGAACAUAUCAACCAGGACUUGAAGAGAGUUACAUUAGAACAUAAACGUCUCCAGGAGUCAUAUGAUGCUCUCAAAAAGCAGCUGUCUACCCCAGCACCUCCUCCUGUUGAUCAGGAGGAAGUGCAAGAAUUAGAAGAUGAGUUGUCUACCCUGAAAUCGCAGCUAACUGAGGAACAAGACAAAAAUGUUAGACUCAUUGAUAAAAUGAAGAAAUUGAAGAAAAAGUUCAAAGUUCCUGAUGAACAAGGGGAGGAAUCGGGAGAAGACAGUUGGAACGAUAGUGAUGAGGAUGAAUUAUUUGAAGGACGUAAGCCAACAGUUGUAGUGGAUCACAAGCCUCAGACCUUACUACUUCUCCAGAACCAGGUGUCACAACUCCGACAGGAUAACAAACAGUUACGAGAACGUUUACAUAAAAAUGGAACAACUAUAACUAGUCUGUUUGGUUGGCGAGAGAAGACAGGCAGUAUUUCGUCUCUUGCAUCACUUGAUGAUACAUCUGAAAUAGAACGUCUUCGGCGUCGGCUUGAAGAAAUUGAGACAGACAGACAACGACUUCAGGUUCAGAUUCAAGAGAACGGUGUCUUCCCAGAGGAACAGAUGCAAAACCUCCGUGUAUUAGAGGAGGAAAAUACGCAAUUACAUUCACAAGUUAAACAGUUAAAAACUGAAAUUAUUCAAAUUAAAUCAAGUAAAGACACACAAAAUGCCGUGAACUUGACUAAUGGUGAAUUAAAUGAAACUGUGGAAGGUAAAUUAGAAUUAGAAAGUGCAAUUCAACCAAAAAGGAGUGAAAGUUCAGAACAGCUCCCAGCAAAUAUGGCUCUGCAAGAACUGGAUGAUAUUAGAAAAGAAAACACUGCUUUACAGUCAGAAAAUUCUUUGUUGACUGAGGAAUUAGAGGCAUUGAGAGACACAUAUAAUAAACUUGUAAUUGCUGGUGAUAAUUUACAAGAGAUGUAUGAUCAGUUAGUACUGGAGAAGGAACAAAUGCAUGAGGAAAUGGAAAACAUGGCAAAAGCGAAACAAGAACUGGCUAGAGAGAAUGAGUAUUUACUUGCUGAUGGUAACGCAAUGCAUGAUGAUAUUGAAAGACUAGUUCAUGAAGUUGAGAAGCUCCAUGAUCAGAAUCAGAGUACUGUAAAGGAGAAAGAGGAUAUUGAAAGAAAAUUGAGUGCUCUAAAUCAGAGUAAUAAAGCAAGUGAUUUUGCCAGGGUUGUAGAGGAGAGAGAUAAACUUCGAGAAAGAGUUGAAGAAUCAGAAAAGCUUUGUGAAGAAUUAAAACAAAAUCAUGACAUAGUGAUAGAAGAGGUUCAGAGUGUGCAAGCUGCUUGCCAGAGAGCGGAAUAUGAGCGAGAUCAGAUACAGCAAGAGUUUGAUUCGCUUCAGGAUGAGUUUGAAAAUGUUCAAGGUUCUCAUGAAGGUUUACAACAAGAUUAUAACCAGUUAGAACAGGAUUAUUCUGACUUGUUAGCUGAUAAAGAGAAACUUGAACAAGAAUUUCUUGAUGUUCAGACUGCCAGUGUUAAUGUUGAGAAUCAUAAUCCAGCAGUGGUUCAAGAGAAGGACAGACUUCAGCAGGAAAAUGAAGUGCUGGUGAUGGAGAAAGAGCAAUUAGAAAUGACAAUGAAAGAAUUAUCCAAAUCAAAUGCUCUCAUUCAAGAAGAACUUGCAAGUUUAAGAUCAGCAUUAGAAUUAGAUGAGAAAAAAGAACAAAAAGAUUCAAAUAAACAAGACAAUAUUGUGAAUACAGAACCACAAAUAGCAACAGGAAAUAACAAAGAGGUUAUGGACAAAGCAACGAUAGAUGCUGUGGUGGAAAAAGAUAGAAGGAUUCGCUCUUUGCAGAUACAGAUUUCCCGCCUGCAACAGCAACUUGCUGAAGCAGAUCGCCACUACCGAGAUGUGAUCAGCACGUACAGAACCCACCUACUCAGUGCAGUACAGGGUCACAUGGAUCCUGAUGUUAAACAGGCUCUUUAUAACAUCAUAGAACUUCGUAGUAUGGAACAAUUCUGCUAGCAGUGGUCAAAAUUUGGAGAACACAUUCCAUGACUUCAUAUCUGUACAUGAUAAAGAGUUUUCAUGUUAAUCAAGAGUACCAUAUGAAAAUUGUGUAUGUUAUGUACAUCGAAAAACGAAACAUUCCAGUGAUGUAUAUGUGUGUAUUUCAAGGAAGAAUUUAGGAGUCAUUCCAAUGUAUUUUCGGAUGAACAGUAAAUUAUUGCUGAGGUACAGUUAUUGAUAAAGAGAGAGGCUGACCCACAUUCCCGAACAGAAAGAAAAUGUAGUUUGUUAUUCAGGUUUUCAUGAAAUACUUCAGUACCAGCUUCGCAGUUUUACUUGUCUGCGGGCAGUUGUUAUAUUAUUUCAUUGUAAAUGUGCCAUUUAUAUUCAGAUAUAUUUUUACAAGGUUUUUUAUUACUGGUUAAUAUUUUAUUACUAGUUUAGUUUUUUUAAUAAUGAAAAAUAGUUCAGAUAGUUAUCUUUUAUGAAACCUACUACAUGUACAUUAGCAACUAGUAAGGUGUUGGUCUCAGAAUGCAGAGGUGGCAAGUUUGAAUGCACUGGUGCUUGUAAUUGCAAAAAACUGGGCUUGAGAGUAAGUUAGAUAAUUUUCAUGUUUUCUUCAUGAUAAAGGUAAAAAGUAAUAGGCCUAAAUAGAAGUAGGUUACACUACAGCACUUUAUCUGUUAGCAUGAUUGGCUAAAAUGAAUUCAAAUCAACAUCCUUGUUAUAUUUUGAUACAGCUGAGGUUCACCUAAAUCUUUUUACUGUAAGAUAUUCUUAAGCUCCCAAACAUGUAAAGCUGUUGAAGAAAAUAUGAUAAGUUAUCAAUAUAUUGACUUUGUAGCAAGCAUUUGUAUUUACUGCCAUAUUGCAGAAAACAUUUUUAUGUGACAGAUUAUAUUAUGAAAUCUUUUGAAAUAUAUACUAGUGAUAUGUGCUGAUUUACAGUUUGGAAGUAGUGUUGAUGGACUCACUGUACCUGGUGGUCAGUCAAUGUAUUUUGAUGAUGCAUUGUAUGUCUGUCUGUCUUAUAUUAACUGGCUUUACAGUUUAGUUGCAAGUACUACAUGUCAGUAGUGGAUGUUUUCUUAACGCUUUAUGUAACUUUAAGGGUAUAUGGUAAAAUUAAAGUAUUGUAUAAUUUUCAUUUUAAGUGACUAAUUUAACGAGACUGCAGAUAAUUGUUUUAUUCAUUUUCUAAUAUUUUUACAUUUUUUGAAGUUUACAGGAAAUAUAUUCGCUAUAAGUUGUUUAUUAAUGGAUUGUGAAGCAAAGAAACUGCUUGGUUCCUGUAUUUCAAAAUGUAACAGUAUUGCAGAGUUUUCUGGUUCAAAGUUUUAUAGUAGCUGCCAUUUUCAAAAUACUGCAUGGAAAAUGUUUAUAUUAUGCCAUAGUAUAUCAGUGGUAUCAUCUUGCCUACAUUCCAGUAAGUUUCCAUUCUUGCUGACUCUGACAAAUUGAAAUAGAAAAACAUUUGACAUAAAUGUUGCAUUAUGUUCUAGAGAUUAAAUUGCAAACCAUAGUCUUCCAUUAUUGCACCAUACUGUAAUUUAUAUAGACUUUUUUUAAUCUUGCAAAAUAAAUCUAAUAUAUGACAUAGACCACUUUUUGCAUAUAUUGAUGUAUGCAUUGUACUGUGGAAGAAAUUCUAAUCUGCUUCAGUCACAAGAAACAGUUAUACAUUCACAAAACCAGCUGCUUGUAAUAGUAAGACGGACAGGGCAUGAAAAAAUUUUCAGUACCGAAAAUUUGUGUCUCCCCAUUUGUGGGGGGGAUAUAAUGAUUUUGUCUUUCCUGUCUGUCUGUAACUUCUCUGAAACUGCUGGUAAAAGUUCAUCUAAGCUUUGUAGGAUGUAGUAACAAGUGGUCAAAAGAUUUUACAGAAUAAAACCUAACCAUAGCAAGAAAUAGUUGUAUGGUAUGUGCUCAAUAUUUUAUAACAUAUUGACCAGACAUUAAGUCAUUAAAUUUCAUAGAAUGAUUGCCUGUGGUCAGACAAUUACCUUUUGUUUGGGGGUUAAAGGUCAAUGUCACAGUGGUCGUAAGACAAAAAAUGGCCAUACAACUAUCAGUUCACUUUUCCAUGUAAAUGAACCAGUAUGGGAGGCAUUUGCUUUAACAAAAAGUGAUCUCUAGUUUAUAGUUCUGUGAAUGUAUUAAAGCUGAUAUUUAUUUUGUCUCUGGGUAAAAGGUUGUGUUACAGCAGUAUUAGUCGAAUUACUACCCUUAAACUGAAAACCACAGCAAUAGUAUCAUAUAAUAUAUGGAUAAGAAAACUACAUGCUCCUGGUAGCCUUCACAUGUUGAAAACUUCAAAAGCAUUAUAUUUGACAAGAAAUUUAAACUUUAUACUAAUUUAUUUAUACCUGUCAUUCAUCUACUUAUCAUAAUUCAUUCACAAAUUUGAAGAAAGUUCGUUUUUAGUAGUCAUAAGGGUACUUGUUUUACACAGCUGAACUUUUUCUUGCCAGUCCUCCACAAGUUACAUGCUGUAUUAGAUACCAGUAGAAUAUGCAUGUAGACAAUUUAGAUUUUGUAUGUCCUUUCAUUAUUUUAUAACUUUUAAUAUGUAUUUUUUACAUAUCAAUUAACAGUGUUGUGAUGUGUAACUUUUAGCUACCUUUGAUACUUUAUUAUGGCUUUUUUACAUAAAUUUAUGCAGUAUCAGCUUUUAGCAAAUUAUACAGCCUAUUUCAACAUGUUUUUAUGUAUCCUCAUUGUUGUCAUCAUCAUAUCAUCAUCAUCAUCAUCAUCAUCAUCAUUGUAAUCAAGAUCAUCACAUUUGUUAUCUCUUGUCAUACCAGCUAUUUUUUCACCUGAUGUUUUAAUCUUCCAUAUUUUGCACAUUAUAUUUUGUUCAUUUUGAAGAUCUAUGUUAAUUGAUAUUUUUAGUACUUUUCUGUUAUUUUGGUUCAAAUUUGCAAAUAUAUCUUUUAAUAAAUGAUUAAUUUUUGACUUUAUACAUGCUGUACUCAUACAUUCCAUUGAUAAAAUAUAGGUGAGUUGUGAAACAUACCCAAAGUUCUUUGAUUAUAUAAGUUUCGUUCUUCUUUGUUUUAUUCUUGCACUCCAUGCAUAUAAAGCUGAGUUUAUGCUGACAUAUGGAGGUUUUUUUACACAUCAAUUAAUGAAUGUCUCCUCAGAAACUAUUCUAUUUUGGAAACAGGAAAUGAGAUAUGUACUAAAUUUAUUUUAUGAAAUAAAAUAAAAUAAAACAAA